AUGGAAGAAUAUGUAAAUGCAAUGAUUUUAACAUCUAUCAAGGUCAACAAUGCUGGUUUGGUAAUUAAUGACGAAGUAACGGCUUCUCUAAUGCUGGCAGGAUUGCCGGAAGAAUUUCAAUCAUUGAUGAUGGCAAUUGAAAAUUCAAAGACCAAAUUGACUGUUGACUCGGUACAGAAUCUAUUGUUGCAAGACGCUAAAUAUGAUAACAAUAAGAAAGAAAAAACAUUGGUUAAAAAUUGUCCAAAGAAAAACAAGAACAAUCCUAAGAAACCAACAAAGAAUAAUGAUGAAGUUUUGUAUGCAGCUUUGAUAUCUGAAACAGACAAAGUGAAUGAAUGGUAUAUCGAUUCAGGAGCGACGUCUCAUAUUACUAAUAAUAGAGAUUUGUUAUUUAAUGAAACUAAGGUUUGUAACAAAGAAAUUGUGGUCGCCAAUAAUAACAAAUUGAAAGUUUCGAGUUCGGGAGAUAUACAGAUGUCGUUGAAUAUGGGUGAGAAUGUGGAGUAUGUUCCAGAUAUCUGUGCGAAUUUGCUUUUGGUUGCUCAGUUAACCCAGAAUGGCAAGAAGGUUAUAUUCGAGAAAGAUAUUUGUCAGAUUUUCAACAAGGAUGAUAAUUUAAUUGGGGAGGCUGUAAUGAAUAAUGGAUUGUACCAUCUGAAGUGCGAUGUGAAUACCACGAAAUAA
This is a messenger RNA of Musca vetustissima, 687 nucleotides long. RefSeq lists its product as uncharacterized. The transcript is spliced from 2 exons. The record is from RefSeq and is a predicted model, not a curated record. NCBI's taxonomy places the organism in Eukaryota, Metazoa, Arthropoda, Insecta, Diptera, Muscidae. Bases 1 to 687 code for a protein of 228 amino acids.